Dromaius novaehollandiae (emu) is the source of this 6059-nucleotide messenger RNA. Its product is annotated as sodium/hydrogen exchanger 9B2. Lineage: Eukaryota; Metazoa; Chordata; Aves; Casuariiformes; Dromaiidae. Gene Ontology annotation, molecular function: antiporter activity. Bases 2230 to 3864 code for a protein of 544 amino acids. Gene Ontology annotation, biological process: proton transmembrane transport. The transcript is spliced from 14 exons. Gene Ontology annotation, cellular component: membrane. The record is from RefSeq and is a predicted model, not a curated record.
CAGCUCAACUGAUUUUGAACUAAGUGCAGUUUAAACAACUGAAGAAAGCAGAAAUAGUAGCAAAUUUGGAAACUUCAGUUUGGAUCAUUUUGUUGGAGGUAAUAGCUGUCCUGUGUUAGAAAACAUACUAGUUCUUGCAAAUCGUACUUGAAAGCACUUCAUGAUUUCCAAGUUAAGAAGUAUGUUCUUCCUCCUCUCUACUAUUACUAGCAAAAUGUUCUAGAAUUGUAAUAACUGUAGAAAAAGUUUGUGUGUUGAAUUGUUGGAAAGAAUAUCUGUCCCAAAUCUGUAAACACAGAUCCUUAGUGGGAGGUGCUGGACAGUCAGAUGUGCUGUGGAUAUAGUGUAUGGGCAUGUCAGACUUUCUGCACAUGCAGUGUAAGUCAGCCUGUACAUGCUCAGCUGCACUGUGCAUCUGCAGUAUCUGUUUUACAGAUGCCCAGUGAGCUAAGGUUGCUGGAAUCUGGAAAGACAGUAGGUCGUAACCUAAAAGGUAGAGCAACAGCUUACCAUUAGGAGCAGUAGGAUUGGCCAUUUCUUGUUUAAGCACCCAAAGCUUAUAGACACUGUCUUCAUGAAGCAGAAAUAAUGGGAGAUGAACCUGCUCUAGUGGUUAAGACUAAAGAUGUCAUGUAUCGAGCGUAGAGAAGCUCAUGUAGUUUUGCAGUCAGCUGGAAAAAAUGAGUACUUUUACUAGUACCAAGGUGGUUCUCCGGGGAAAGAUGAAGGCCAGAACUGUUUCAUGAAUGCUAUAGACCACUCCUAAAAUGGUCUUUAAAGUAUCACUACUAUGUCUUUUUCCAUGUACAGAAAAGUAAUAUGCAAGGAUAUCACUGAAGUAGGCAUGUGGGGAGUAUAUGUGGGAGAAGGAUUCCUACAUUUACAGGGUGGAUCUUCAGGAAUACAUUCUAUUUCCAGCAAGCAAGCAAAAAGAGUAGAUUUUUACAGUUCUAGAUAGAGCAAACAAUGCUCAUCAGGAGGAUGUACUAAUAAUUGUGCUAAUACUGAACAAAUAUUGUCAAAUCUAUAGGCUAGGUGCCCUGAUUAGGCCUUCUGUUGCUUUAUUCUCAAAUACCAAUACAAUUCAUGCUAAAACACACGGCUAAGUUUUUCAGAAGAUGACUGUUUCUGCAAUAGUUUAUGGGAAAGGAGUGGAUUGGUAUCAUUUUUGUGGUAUCACAUUGGAGUGUUGAUUUUGAAUCAGAAACCUGUUGUGGUAAAGGCUCAUUCUCUGGACAAAACGUGGUUCCUGACUCAAAGAUCUUGCGGCAAUGAACAAGCUGAAUUCCAACACUAUUUAUUAUGCUAGCAUGCUGUUAAAAUUGACAUGAAUGACAUGGGCUGACUGCCUAUAAGUAUGAUUACAUUAAAAAAUUGCACAUAGCUGCAUCUAUUUUGUGAAUGAAGCUGUAUGCAAUUGCAUAUAUAUGAAAUUGUUGGGGGUGGAGGGGAGGAAUUAAAGGAUAAAUGCUGCUGAAUACACUUGAUCAGUAAUCAGAAAACCUGCAGUGUAUACACAAGUAUAUGCUAGUUUUGUGCAUGUUUCUGUAACAACACCAAAUGGUUGCUUAAGCUCUUCGAUAUUUAUGGUGGCAUUAAUAUAAAUUAUUUGAUUUACUUAUUUGAUGUUAGAUUUACUUAUUCACAGUUUUUAAAUGAGAAAAUAUUGUGGACGUUGGAUUCCUCAAACUCAACAUGGGUUUAACUUGUAGCUUUAAUCAUGGCUGGAGCAUUGUGCAGUUUGUUUAUGGGGGCUUGAGUAUUUUCUCUAUUUCAGUAGAGUGACCCCAGCAGCAAAGCAGGAUAAAGUUGAAGCAGAAAUCCAAAGAUUUCUAGCCAGCCCUAAUUCUGUGCAAUGCUACUAGGAACAAAGGAGCGCCAUGUUGCAUUUGAAUCUACUUCCACAGCCACGCUGGCUAGCUUGCUGCAUGAGUGCAAAGAGAGAAGCUGGCACCUGGGAAGCCUUUCCGAUCCUGUCAAGCUCCAGCCUGGGGUAGCUGCUGCCUGGUCCAGGGAAGCUGUGCCUCUGGAGGAGGGACUGUAGCUGCGGUGGCGGCGGCAGCAGCAACGGCAGGGGAGGAGGAGCUAGAGCUGGCCGGGAGCUGUUCCUGCUUACGGCUGGCGAUUAUCAUCCCUCUAUCUCUGCGCCGAGGCACUAGCGGUGCUGCAGAGGCUGCCCAGGGACCUGCUUGCUCUCCGUGACCCCUGCCAUUCCCCAGGACUUCCACAAUGGUAAAAGAGGAUACUGGAAAUGAGAAUGAAGACUCUGAGCUGUCAGAAUGUGUGAAAAAUGGCAUGAUUCCCAUGCACGAGAAAACUAAGGAAGGGCCAACAGUAGAUGCCAAAGGUACUGAUGGAAAUAUACAAACAGAAGAAACUGCUCUCUUGAAUCACAGUGCUCAGCAACCUCAGGAGCCGAUAGCAGAGUCUUCAACACCUGCAAGAACACUGAGGCAAAUAUGUGCCUGUCCUCCUCAAGGUUUACUGGCCCGAAUAGUGACAAAUGUUGUGAUCGUGGUCCUGGUUUGGGCUGUGGCUUGGUCUAUCACUGGGACUGAGUGUCUCCCAGGUGGAAACCUGUUUGGAAUUCUAUUUCUUUAUUUUUUUGCUGUCAUUGGAGGUAAAAUUUUUGGACUCAUUAAAAUACGAACACUGCCACCUCUCCCUGCUCUUCUUGGGAUGUUACUUGCUGGUUUUUUCAUCCGAAAUACCCCGGUCAUCAGUGACAUCAUUCAGAUAAACCUUCGCUGGUCUGCAGCACUGAGGAAUAUUGCUCUUUCCAUUAUCUUGACCCGAGCAGGACUUGGCCUGGAUCCAAAGGCUCUUAAGAAGCUGAAAGCAGUUUGUUUACGGCUUUCUUUUGGACCAUGCAUCUCGGAGACAUGCACAGCUGCUGUUCUUGCCUACUUGUUCAUGCAUUUGCCGUGGCAAUGGGGAUUUAUAUUAGGUUUUGUUCUAGGUGCCGUUUCCCCUGCUGUCGUGGUGCCCUCAAUGCUGAUAUUACAAGCAGGAGGAUAUGGGGUGGAAAAAGGUGUCCCAACUCUGCUAAUGGCUGCUGGCAGCAUUGAUGACAUCCUGGCCAUUACAGGUUUCAACACCUGCCUGGGGAUGGCUUUCUCUUCCGGUUCUACUCUGUACAACGUGCUCCGCGGAGUGCUGGAGGUUGCUGUUGGCAUAGCAGCUGGGGGGAUUCUGGGAAUGUUUCUUCGGUAUUUCCCAAGCCAUGAUCAGGCGUCUCUGGCAUGGAAGAGAUCGUAUUUUGUUCUGGGUCUGUCCAUGUUUGCUGUUUUUGGCAGCAUCUACUUUGGUUUCCCUGGAUCAGGAGGGCUCUGCACACUAGUCUUAGCUUUUGUUGCCGGUGUGGGAUGGUCUGACGACAAGAGGGCAGUAGAAAAAAUUGUUGCAGUUGCAUGGAAUGUCUUUCAGCCUUUUCUCUUUGGUUUAAUUGGAGCAGAAGUAUCUGUUAUGUCUCUUAGGCCUGAAACUGUUGGGCUCUGUAUCGCUACGUUAGGCAUUGCCCUGGUUGUACGAAUCCUAGCAACGUUCCUAAUGGUGUGUUUUGCUGGGUUUAAUUUCAAGGAGAAAGUAUUUGUCUCAUUGGCAUGGAUCCCCAAAGCCACCGUCCAGGCUGCUAUAGGCUCCCUUGCCCUGGAUACUGCAAGAAGUCAUCAGGAUGAGCAACUGGAAAAGUAUGGAAUGGAUGUACUGACAGUAGCUUUCCUGGCAAUCUUGAUCACUGCUCCAAUUGGAGCCCUGGUUAUUGGCUUGGCAGGGCCCAGACUUUUGCAGAAGGCUCAGACAAAUGAGGAAGAUGAGGAAGGUGCUGAGGCUGGAGAAGAGACAGAGACGUGCGAGCGUUCGUAAGAAAGAUGCGUACGGGAACACAGUACUUCAGCCUCUGCUACGUUUAUUGAGUAAACAUCGUGUGUCUUUAAUCUUUCUGGAGGAAACCAAAACAAGUAUCAGUUGUAUCUGCUAUUUUAAAAGCAGCCCUGGUGGAGUUUUUCUAAAGUAUUUUUAACUGUUGAUGGUGCCUUAAGAGAUGAAUAAGCUAAACAUACAGUGAAUAGGCUGGCCAGGCAAUGAGUCACUGGAGAAGUCAACAGUUAUUUGAAAUGUGUGGGUGUGAGGCCAGGAAGAGGAUCUGAAUUGUCCAGGCUUGGAGUGGAGUCAUGAGAUGGAAUAUAAACAGAAGAAAAUGGAGACCAACGUGAUUAACUUUUGGAGUCUGGAACUGGGCUGUGAGAUGACAGGUUCAAAGGCUCAGGAAAUGUGACUUCUGAAUUACAGGACUGUUCACACACAGUGAACAAGUCCUGCUGCUGGGGUUGGUGAUUCCCUCUUUCCUCCUCGUUUGGGUUCCAAAACUUGCCUUUUCCUAUCGCUCUUCCUCCCCAGAACUCUCGCACUCCUUUGCACCUUCAAGGCACUGUCAGCUCUAUCACAGUGAGAAACAGCAAGCAGCAUCUAGGUGCUGAAGGAGGCAGGUGGCUCUGCAAGGGACUAUGGUAAUAUAGAAGUUGCUAGUGCUGGCAAAAGGGCUGAGCUUGAAAAUGGAAUGGGAGUUGCAGGGAGGGUAUAAGGACUGGGGAGGGGGUUGUAUAGGACUGGGAUGGCUGCUGCUUCACCUCUGUAACCCAGCCUUAGCACAACAUUAUGUAAAGGAAGGGAAAACCAGCUCAUCGGCCACUAAAGUGCCGUUUCCCAUGUUCUGGUGCCGAUCACUGUAGAACAGAGGGGCAAACGGCCUCAGGAUGGGGUUUGUGGGCAGAGCAAGGCCGAGCUAGCAGUGAGUCGCCCCUUUCUUCCUCAGCUCCUUUUGGGGAACUCGGCAAUGGGUUGAGAAGACGUCUGCCACUAAGAUGUAUGGACCAAGAGGUGUCUCCUGUUGCUCUAGCCUAACCUUACUUAAGACAGAGCAAUAUGUGAUCUGGCCCUUCUCACAUCUGCAUGUGGAUAACUGCAGCAAGGUAAAACAGGUAUUUGCUUAAAAAUAUAGCCAGUUAGUGCUCAGUUUCCCAAGAGGUAGCUGGCUGGCUUGACUGUGGAGAAUGGAGGCCUGUCAGAUGCUGCAGUGAUAGAAUUUGAAAUGAACGGCCUUGAAAAUGCAGUGCUGAGAAGGACGGUACAAACCAAACAGAGGCUCACCCCACCUACUGUGUGAAGGCAGGCAGCCUGAGGAGGCAGGACUAGGGAUACGGUACUAGCACUCUCGGCAUCUCCCCACAGCUGAUGUGGGUCUUUCUAGACAUGCAAGUUCCACACAGCUGUGGAUCACAGUAAUGACUGGCAACACUCAUCUUGAAUCUCUUGCCAAAACAUUUCACCAGGGGGAGCAAAAAGCUCAAGUGUGUGUGUGUGUGUGUGUGUGUGUCUUUUUUUUAUUUCCUUCAUUUUACUUAAUAUAGAUGCUUCCUGUACAGUCGGUGCAAUAUUGUUCACAUUUGAUUUUCCUGUAUAACCUGUUACAGCUUCCCUCCUUCUUUGCUUGACUGUCCUAAAACCAGAAGUAAACUCUUUUGUUGAUCAAAAUCCUGCUCUUGCCUUUAGCUUUGGUACCAGUCAGGGUUUGGUACUGUCUGUUACAGGUAACAGCAAAUCUUUCUUAUUCUGCUGCAUUUUGUACCACUGCAUAUCAAACUAGCUAGCUAUGAGUUGGUCAUUUCUUGCUCCACUCUGAGGCGAGGAGUCAAUAUAGCAUCCUUGAGAAACAGGAGGUUUUAUUUACUUUUUUAAUGAGGAAAUGUUAAAUUAUGCCUGAAAUCUAGGUGGACAAUGGCUGCCUGCUAAGUUCCAUACUACAAUAUAUUGAACUGGUUUUACAAGAUACUGUAUAGAACAAUGUGUCCAGAGUAUCUGGUAUCUGUACCUGGUAUUGGUAUCUGUAAGUAGGAGAUUCAUCACUUUUAUUUCAGCUCCUUUUUACAUUACUUCUUAAAAAAUUUAAGAAAAUGCUUUUAAAAGAGAACAGCUGUACAUUUCUGAAACUAUUAUUUGUGGAGUGUAUGUGUAUACUUGUGUGCAGAAUAAUAAUAAUAAUAAUUAUAGUGCAGUGCAUA